This is a messenger RNA of Macrosteles quadrilineatus (aster leafhopper), 3542 nucleotides long. It is a transcript of the gene Zip89B, whose product is annotated as zinc transporter ZIP1. Lineage: Eukaryota; Metazoa; Arthropoda; Insecta; Hemiptera; Cicadellidae. The coding region runs from base 240 to 1589 and encodes 449 amino acids. The record is from RefSeq and is a predicted model, not a curated record. The transcript is spliced from 2 exons. Gene Ontology annotation, biological process: zinc ion transmembrane transport. Gene Ontology annotation, molecular function: zinc ion transmembrane transporter activity. Gene Ontology annotation, cellular component: plasma membrane.
ACUCCGCCACUGGCAGUAGGUGCCGGAGCGCGCUCUCGAACACAUUGCACGGCAUGUCAGGUGCGACCACACUCGACACCACUACUCCUACAGUGACAGUGACAUGGAUAUUCGAUCCUAGUUCGACCGGAUAACUUUCGGUGGUGGGUCACUCAUUUCCGUAACUCCUAGCGGUGAAGGGCAGUUUCUGUGUUUCUAACGGUUAGUGAUUUAGUUUCUCCUUCUAGUGAAGUGCUACAAUGAGUACCUCGGAGUACCUACACGCGGACGAUCUCGACCACAUCGACAGGAUGGCGCUGAAUGGAACUUCCAUCCCGGAUGUGUCGCAGGGUCUACUAGUGGCGAAGGUGACUUCCAUGGUGAUUUUGGGUUGUGUGUCGUUUUUGUUGGGGUGUAUCCCUCUCAAGCUGUUUUCCUACGUAGGUAAACCCUCCCCGAGUAAAGGACACCUCGGACACUCUCACGAAGAACAACCCCUGAUCCUCUCGCUGCUGUUGUGUUUCGGUGGUGGUGUGCUUCUCUACACGACGUUUCUGCAUCUACAACCCGAAGUGAGAAUAGAAAUAAACAGAUUGUCUCAGGAAGGCAAGCUCCCGUCUUUCGAGCCGCCUAUAUCAGAACUCGUGUUCUGCGCCGGGUUCUUCUUCGUGUACAUGGUGGAGGAGCUGGUCCACGCUUGCUUGGAUCGCAACACGCACCAUCACGAGGACGAGGCUGUGCUACACAGGACCAUGAGUCUGCGAAGAUGCUCCAAGAGAGGGUCGUCCCACCACGACGGUACCAUCAUCCCUAGGGCGAGUCUUCACUCUGCUCCUAGCAAGACACCCGAGAACGGUGUAGGCAGCACCACCGCCAGCACACAAGGGCUCAUUCCUACCAUUAGCGGGUCCAAGUCUCGCAGUCCGCUGGACCCCCAGCAUCGUAUGACAGGAGGACCUCUGGACUCUUCUGUGAUGAUGAAAGACGACGAGUCUCUCAACCGCAAGAGUACAGCUCAAGUCGUAGCCAAAUCGUUCAGAGGGUUCCUCGCCGUGUUGGCGUUGUCUUUUCACGCCGUGUUUGAAGGACUGGCGGUGGGUUUGGAAAUGAAAACGUACAACGUGUGGUAUCUCUUCGGAGCGAUCGCCACUCACAAGUUUGUCAUUGCGUUUUGUGUUGGGAUGGAACUCGUAUCUUCCAAAACGAAAACAGUUCUUGUGAUUCUGUACAUCGGAACGUUCGCUAUCGUCACCCCUCUGGGCAUCGGUCUGGGGAUCUUGCUGUCGGACGAUACGGAGGGCCUGAACGCAGCGUCUCCUGUCACCUCCAUCCUGCAGGGGAUGGCCGCCGGCACCCUGCUGUACGUCGUGUUCUUCGAGGUGCUGCAGAAGGAGCGAGCCACAAACAACCACGGAGGAUGGAUGCUUCUCUUCAUCAUCCUCGGCUUCAUGGUCAUGCUCGGACUGAGCAUACUUGUUGGUCACGACCACAACCACAGUCAUCACCACAGUCCACAUCACGACCAUCUGGACAGUCCCAACCUGAGUCUACACGAUCACCACGAUCACCACGAUCACCACGACCACGACCACGAUCACCACCACCACUAGCGGCCAACCACAGAUCCCUGGGGAACGCCGAUACCAAAAUCGUGACUGAUAUUAUCGCGGGAGAUCGUUUUAUUCAUUUCAAUAUUACAUUCCUUCGAUUGCUGUUUUUUAUCUUUAUAUAUUUGUAUUUCUCGUGAUAAGUUUUACUUUUUAGAAUAAGCGCUCAAAGAUAAUUGUAUAUACAAUAGUUUUACUUGUAAAGUUGUUGGAAUCACACUAUUUCUUUUUAAAGUCAAGAUUCACUAUUUUUCAAAGACAUCUUGCUAUCCUAUUGUGUUGUACUAGAUUUUUUCUACAUAGUAAAAUUAUUAUUAUUAUUUUCAACUUUAUUUUAUUUUUUUAUAUUGUUUUGAAUUUUUGUAAUUUCUUAAUAGCUACUGUAAAACAAUCUGAUGGUAAUUUAUUUUUAAUAUGCUUUUGCUACGAAAAGAGGUAGAAAAUUGAAAACCCAAGAAAAUUACUGUAUUUCAAAAGUUUAAUUAUUUAUGUUGGAUUUUGGUAUUUCAGAUGGCUAGUGUAAAACCACACAGCAUUUAAAAGACGCAAUCCAUUCUACUAACAAUGUGCUACAAAAACUGCCAAAAAUUACUAAGACAGUUGACCUAUUUUUUUAUAUUUGAUACCAUGAAACGAUAAAGUACCUAAACUACUCUUUUUGUGCAGAACAAAUUUAUAUUUUGAAAUGUUCAAGAAAAACUAUUUUUCCGGUCCCAAGCCUACAUUACCAAGAUUUAUUUCUCUCGAUCUCAAUAUCACACAAUUACAAUUUCAGAAUAAGAUAGACGUAGCAAGUGUUAAAAAAUUAUUUUCUACCUAGUAGCUAUUUCGCUUUCUACUAUUUUUUGGGGGAAUUUGUUAAUAUCCAUAAAAUAAAAAAAGGGGUUUCUACUUAUCAAUUCACAACCGUUGCUGUGUAUUUGCCUUAGCAUGUUAUUUUUGUGUCGUUGUUGUUAUAUUUAUAAAGUAUGUUUAACUGUUAUGAUGUAUUUUCUUACUAUAAUGUUGCUGCUACUGUAUUAUGUCUUACUGACUGAACUCGCUGAGGAUUCCACUUGGUUUAAACAAUCAGCUGUUGCGACUGCUAACUUGAGAAGCAAUUUGGCAACGCUGCUUUUGUUGCCAGCUGGUGUCUUCAUGAUGGUAACUUCAGUAAUAUAAUUACUAUUGUAAUAUUUUUAAAUAUUUAAAGUGUUUAAUAUAGUAUUACCAGAAGAUUAGAUAAAUUAUAAAUUAGUUAAUAAAUUUGAUCCCUAAAGUUAAAUCCGUAAUUUUAUGUAUUGUUUGAUUUUAUUAAUGGUUAAAUUAACUUUUUCUAAUCGUGAUGUUUCAUAAUUUUAGAAUAUUUCACACAAACCAAAAUGUUGAUACCACCUACAUAAAUAUACGUAGUUUUAUUGUACACUUUAAUAACUGUAGCAUUUAAAUUAAUUUCUUAUAGUACUGAACUAAAAUUUUUGUGUAACAGUUUUUCUUAAAGUACAAAACUGUACAAUAAUCGUCCUCAUAAAUAUACAGAUUGAAUAAUUACGUAUUUUAUAGAGGAAUAACUUAUAUUGUUUAUUGAUCUUCAUAACUUUGAAUUGCCCUUUCGUAAAUUACGUGUUCUUAAUAAAAAAAUAUUAACACCUAAAAAGAUUAUUAAAUGUAAUGUGAAUAUUGUCAAUAAAUUAAACCCUAAAUGGUUUAUGACUAAGUUAGCUAGUGUUACCUAAUAAAUAUUACAUUCGGUAGUGUAGGAAUUAUUCAUAAAACCUGUUACUUAAAAACCGAAGUUGUAAAAAGCAGAAAGCUACCUUAUCCAAUUGUGAUAUUAUUGUGAUAUGUGUCUCGUACAGGCUUUAUUACUGUAUCUAGAAUUAUGAAAUAAUUGUUAAAUAUUUGAAUUUUAUUGUAUCUGAGGGUGGCGAUUCGAUGAAACACUUGUAUUUUUAAAUAUACGCUAAUUUCAAUUAU